AUGUCACCAUCAAGAGGUGUCACGGUUGACGAAUCCACAUCUGCACCCACUUCUCCAGAAUCCCAAUCCCUCAGCGCAACAGAACGAACUGCUCAACUUCGCAGUUCCAGCGCGCUCGCCUCUCUCACCCAAAACAUUCAGUACCUUAUCUCACCCAGUUCCCCCACCUCCCCCAAGCCCGUUCGACUUCGCACCCGCGCUCUUCUUCGCACCCUACACUCAGUAGCUGUCUUCAUAUUCUGGCGCGUAAUACGGUAUGCCAAAUAUGCAGUCGUGGGGUCUAUCGUCGCAGCCUUGUCUGCUACCACUAUUGGAAGUUUUGCGACGGGUAUAGGAUGGGUCGUUGCGCCGACGGGAAUUGUUGGGGUUUUGGGGAUGAGUACUCUAUGGUGGGUUGGCAAAUGGGGUUUUAGUAAGACGAAAACGGGGAAGAGGUGGGGAAGAAAGGUGGAGGAGGCGGAUAGGCUUGAGAGGGAAGAUCGCGAGACGAGGAAGGAACAGGUAAAGACAGAUGGGCAGUGGAGGGAUGUUACAGGACCGAAGGCUGUGCCGUGGUAG
Molecule: messenger RNA, 558 nt
Organism: Sclerotinia sclerotiorum 1980 UF-70
Lineage: Eukaryota; Fungi; Ascomycota; Leotiomycetes; Helotiales; Sclerotiniaceae
Exons: 1
Coding region: 1-558 (185 amino acids)
Source: RefSeq, a predicted model, not a curated record